Molecule: messenger RNA, 4442 nt
Organism: Cynara cardunculus var. scolymus (artichoke)
Lineage: Eukaryota; Viridiplantae; Streptophyta; Magnoliopsida; Asterales; Asteraceae
Product: condensin complex subunit 1
Exons: 17
Coding region: 1-4035 (1344 amino acids)
Biological process (GO): meiotic chromosome condensation; mitotic chromosome condensation; mitotic cell cycle
Cellular component (GO): nucleus; condensed chromosome, centromeric region
Molecular function (GO): histone binding
Source: RefSeq, a predicted model, not a curated record
AUGUCUCCGACGUUCGUCUUUCCCCAAAACCUAAUCGUCCUUGAAGAAGAUUCAGGUGAAGAUGCCACUCAUCUAUCCGUCCAAAACCCCACUUCCGUUUCUUCUCUCCGAGCUUCAGAUCUUGAAGAAUUCGUCAAAGGCGUGUCAUUUGAUUUGUCCGACAAAGAGCUGUUUUGUGUUGAAGAACAAGAUGUUUUCGAUCGGAUUUACUCAUUGAUUAAGUGUUUUGGAGACCUAACUCCUGGUUGUAAAGUGAACCUAGUCGAGAGUCUUCGGUCGAACUUCAGUGUUCUGCUUCCGAACAUCGAUUCUCUUUUUAGGGUUCCUGCAUCACCGACUAGUGAUGGGAGUGAAUGUAAUGACGGUGGUCUUCCCACAACAUUGGAUCGAAUUAAUUCUCAUAGAAAUGCGUUUAAGAUUUAUACAUUCUUCCUUAUCCAUGUCGUCCUCUCCCAGGACUCGAACACUGCUUCCACCAACACUACUAAAGUACCUCUCUCUAGCAGGAAGAAACAUCCUGCUAAUUCAUGGAAUUGGGAGGCCCAAAGGGGACGUAUACUAAACCUGAUCGCAAAUUCCCUGGAGAUCAACCUCUCAUUGCUCUUCGGCUCUUCAGACCCAGACGAAAAUUAUUUGUCUUUCAUUGUGAGAAAUGCGCUUUCUAUGUUCGAGAAUGCAGUGCUGUUGAAAGAUUCUGAUGCAAAGGCAGCUUUAUGUCGUGUCAUUGGAACUUGUGCAACCAAGUAUCAUUAUUUGGCACAAACUUGUGCUUCGAUCCUGCACUUACUUCAUAAACAUGAUUUCGUUGUUAUACACUUGGCUGAUGCUGUUGCUUGGGCAGAGAAAAAGUAUUCUGAUGGAAGUUUGUGCAUCUCUCUUAUUAGAGAAAUAGGGAGAACUAACCCAAAAGACUAUGUGAAAGACACUGUUGGAGCUGAAAACAUAGGGCGGUUUCUUGUAGAGCUUGCUGAUCGUUUGCCAAAGUUAAUUUCAACUAACAUUGGUUUAUUGGUUCCACACUUUGGUGGAGAGUCAUACAAGAUAAGGAAUGCUCUUGUUGGAGUGUUGGGGAAGCUGGUGGUGAAGGCCUUCAAUGACAUUGAGGGUGAAGUAAGUUCAAAGUCUAUACGUCUUCGAACCAAGCAGGCAAUGUUGGAAAUCUUGCUAGAACGUGCUAGGGAUGUUUCAGCAUAUACUAGAAGUCGAGUACUACAAGUAUGGGUUGAACUGUGCGAAGAGCAUUCUGUAUCAAUUGGUUUAUGGAAUGAAGUUGCUGUAGUGGCUGCUGGGAGGUUGGAGGAUAAGAGUGCUAUAGUUAGAAAAUCCGCGCUGAAUUUACUCAUUAUGAUGUUGCAACAUAAUCCAUUUGGGCCACAACUACGGAUAGCUUCAUUUGAGGCGACCUUAAAGCAGUACACGAAAAAGUUGAAUGAACUAGAACCAAAUGGUUCAUCAGAAAGUGUUCUGGAUGCAUCAUCAUUGGAUGGUGAUGCUGGAAAUGAAGAUGGUGAAAUAGUUGAUGACAAGGCUGGAGUUCCAAAGGAGCAGCAGGAUAGUUUGACUGAUAGCUGCAUUCCUCAGGACAAUGAUCAAAGUACUCAAAUGGAUAGUUCGGUACCAGAUGUUGGGAAUUUGGAGCAAACCAGGACCUUGAUUGCAUCACUUGAGGCAGGCUUGAGAUUUUCUAAAUGUAUAUCUGCCACCAUGCCAACCCUUGUUCAAUUAAUGGCUUCAUCAUCAGCAACUGAUGUUGAAAACACAAUCUUAUUGCUAAUGAGGUGCAAGCAGUUUCAGAUUGAUGGAUCAGAGGCUUGCCUUAGAAAGAUGUUGCCACUGGUAUUUUCUCAAGACAAAUCUAUUUAUGAAGCCGUGGAGAAUGCAUUUGUUACAAUUUACAUAACGAAGAGCCCAAAUGAAACUGCUAAAAAUCUCAUAACUCUUGCCACUGAUUCAAAUAUUGGGGACCUUGCAGCAUUGGAGUUCAUUGUUGGUGCAUUGAUGUCUAAAGGGGAUAUCUCUGCUAGUACGGUCUCAGCAUUGUGGGAUUACUUCUGUUUCAAUGUUAGUGGAACUAGUGCAGAAAGCAGUCGUGGUGCUCUAUCUGUGUUGUGCAUGGCUGCAAAAUCAUCAGCUGAUGUUCUUAGUUCUCAUCUACAGGACAUCAUAGAUAUUGGUUUUGGACGGUGGGCAAAGAUAGAACCUUUGCUUGCCAGAACAGCUUGUAUUGCACUUCAGAGGUUAUCUGCCGAUGACCAGAAAAAUCUCUUAACUAAUCAUGGCAGCAGGGUAUUUGGUGUUUUAGACAGUUUGAUUACAGGAUCUUGGCUUCCAGAGCAUAUAUGGUAUGCUGCUGCUGAUAGAGCAAUUAGUACAAUAUAUGCUAUCCAUCCUUCUCCAGAAACUCUAGCAGCUGAUUUGGUGAUAAGAUCUCACAAUUCUGUUUUUGGAGUUGAUGAGUUGCAAGAUGACACUGAUGGUGGCAGCUCAAGUGUCCUUACUGCAGUUCAAGUUACAAAACUAAGUAGAUUUCUAUAUGUUAUAAGCCAUGUUGCCAUCAACCAACUGGUAUACAUUGAAUCCUGUGUUAGGAAGAUCCAAAAAGAGAAAGCAAAGAAAGAAAAGUUGGUUGCUGAAGGCCACCAUGUUGAGGAUAAUAGUAGUAAACCUCUUACUGAACAGAAGGAUGAUAUAAAUGCGGAAUUAGGUGUUGCUGCCUCUGAGGAUGCAGUGCUUGACAUACUUUCUGAAAGGGCAGAGAAAGAAAUUGUUUCUGGUGCUUCAGAAAAGAACUUGAUUGGACACUGUGCACCAUUUCUGUCAAAACUGUGUAGAAACUUCAGUUUGAUGCAGAAGUAUCCUGAAUUGCAGGCAUCUGGGAUGCUUGCUUUAUGCCGAUUGAUGAUUAUUGAUGGUAACUUCUGCGAAGCAAAUCUCCAACUUCUAUUCACCGUUGUUGAGAGUGCACCAUCGGAAACUGUUCGUUCCAAUUGUACAAUUGCUCUUGGAGAUCUGGCAGUUCGCUUUCCCAAUCUUUUAGAACCAUGGACAGAGAAUAUGUACUCGAGACUGCAUGAUCCUUCAGUUUCUGUCAGGAAGAAUGCUGUAUUAGUUCUCUCUCAUCUCAUCCUCAAUGACAUGAUGAAGGUUAAAGGCCAUAUAAAUGAGAUGGCAAUGCGACUGGAAGAUGAAAACGAAAGGAUUUCUAAUCUUGCAAAACUUUUCUUCAAUGAGCUGUCCAAGAAAGGGAAUAAUCCUAUAUAUAAUUUACUGCCGGAUAUCCUUGGCAAGUUAGCAAACCAGGAUCUGAAAAAAGAAUCCUUCUUCAAUAUUAUGCAAUUUUUGAUUGGGUCAAUCAAGAAGGACAAGCAAAUGGAAGCUCUUGUUGAAAAGCUAUGCUAUAGAUUUAGUGGUGUCACAGAUGCUAGGCAAUGGGAAAACAUAUCAUAUUGUCUCUCACAGCUAUCGUUUACUGACAAGGGUAUUAAGAAGUUGAUAGAAUUAUUUAAAGUUUAUGAGCAUGUUUUAUCCAAUGAAGCUGUGAUGGAUCAUUUUAGAAGCAUAAUAAACAAGGGGAAGAAGUUUGCUAAACCAGAACUCAAGUCCUGCAUUGAAGAGUUUGAGGGGAAAAUCAGCAAGUUUCACAUUGAUAAAAAGGAACAAGAGGAUACAGCAAGAAAUGCAGCUGUUCAUCAACAGAAAGCUGACGCCUUAAAAAACUUUAGUGUGGAUACGAAUAUUGAAGAGGAAAGUGCAGAGUCUGAAGCUGCUGAAGAUGGUGAGGUCACGGAUCCCUCGAUGAAUGAAGUGUCUGACUUUCCUAGUAAUGAAGAUGCUUCAAAAACUGUGGACUCCGAAGAAUGUUCUAAUGCUUCUAGUCAAGUAAUUCAGUCAGAACAAUGCGACGAUGAGAUCCAAUCCCCCCCAGUUUUUUCAAAAGGAGCAAAAAAGCAUAGAGCCAAGAAAAGCAGUAGUGCAUCUGAGAAGGCUGAUUCUGAGGCCCCCAGCAUGAGAGUUACACGGUCUAGAAGAAGGUAGAUGAUGGAAUUGAUGAAUGAGGUUCCCUCGGCCUCGGGUUGGUUUCUUGUAAGCUAGAAAAACCUGGAUAAAAAACAAUGUAGUUAAGUGUAGGAAUUCAACAAGUUGAUGCAGUAAACAUACAGAUGUGUUAGCCACAUUUGUAACCACUUGGAAAGGCUGGCUGGCUGCCUAGCCUGGUCAGGUUCUAGGCUUCCUCACUUCCUGCACCAAAUUGGUGUUUGGUUCGGACCCUGGACCCUGGUCCUGCGCUAGCCUGAUAAAUGCCCAUGUUGUCUUUUAGUAUGGCUUGGAAAUUUGGCACUCAUGUGAUGUUAUUUUUUUUUACUUUAAGAUUAGCUUCUUGUGGUAAUCAUGGAUGUCUUGACUAGUUUGUAUGUUCAUUGACUAGUCUAUCGAGCUCUUGA